Messenger RNA from Sipha flava (yellow sugarcane aphid), 1261 nucleotides. RefSeq lists its product as uncharacterized. The annotation marks the transcript as partial. Lineage: Eukaryota; Metazoa; Arthropoda; Insecta; Hemiptera; Aphididae. The transcript has 2 exons. The record is from RefSeq and is a predicted model, not a curated record.
CGUGGUUACCCUUGGCCUUUAUUGUCUUAUUCGAAUGUGGUGUUGUUUGCGGAUGUUUUUGUGAUUUGUAAUUCGCACGUGGCACUCAUUAAAGUUUAUGUGUGCAAAGUUAUUCUUGAUUCUUAUACGACUAUAGUCAAUGGUAAACGCAUUUCUAACGCUAAUUCUACUUCAGCUAUUAAGGUGAAAAAAGUGCGUAUGGAACUGGUUAGAUCCCCAGGUCUUGUAGAAAUUUUAACAUCAGCAAACUGUAAAAUCGUAUGGUAUUACGCUAAAAAUAAUGAUAAUGUUCAAAAUUAUAAUAUAUUUUUACACUCAUUGAAAUCCAAUUUAAUACAUAUACUGGAAACACUUCUUAAGAAAAACGCCAUUAAAUUUAAUUUAAAACUAAAGGCCACUUAUAAUAUCCCGUGUGUGGAAAAUUCCUCAGAAAAUCGUGCAUUCAAAACAUCUGCAGUCGAGUUGUUUAGAGAGUCGGAUAUAUCAGCACUUGUUGAAGAAUCUUUUAUAAAAUUAUUAACGAAAGAAGAGACUUAUUCGGAGAGAGGAAGUGGAUUCGCGCUAGAAGCUGUAGAUGGAUUGUUAUUAGGGGUGUAUAAAUAUACACCAAUGUCUGUUUCAUCUUAUAUAGCCUUACCAGAUAGUAUCGAUAGAAAAAAGGGUACAAUCAAUCCACAAAAUACUGAUAAAUAUUGCUUCAAGUGGGUUAUAUUAGCUAAGCAUGUAACGGAGGAACCGAAAUGUCGUAUUGGUGAAAAUUAUCGCAGACACGAGGGGAAAUAUAUUUUCGAUCUUAUCUCAUUUCCAACUCCAUUAUCUGAUAUAAAAAUAUUUGAAAACAAUAAUCCACUCGUCUCCAUAAAUAUUUAUGGUAUUAAAAAGCAUUUCCAACCACCGAAAAAGUUCUCAACAUAUGAGGUUUUCCCACUCCGAGUUGUAGAUGAAGAAAAACGAGAUCACUUUGAUCUAUUAUUAGUGACGGAAAAUGAUAAUACACAUUACAUAUAUAUAUCUAAUUUUUCGAGACUCGUUCGGCCACAAAAAACUAGAUAUGAAAGCAAAUUAUUAUUUUGUAAGCGAUGUUUUACAAGUUUUGACAAUAUACCUCGAAAAUAUCAAUUGAGUGGACAGGCUGCGUUAGAGGAACAUGUGGAUAUGUGGAUUACAUAAACUGAUAUUACCAGUUAUGCCGGCAGAAGGGGAUUUUAUAAAGUUUGAUGCGUGGAGAAACACACAACGACAUCCCAUCGUUAUAUAUGUG